AUGGUACCCUAUGACGUUGACCAGCAAGACGCCGUCGCUGGCGGCUCGGCUGACAUGGCCGGCCGGCCCCACCACGGCCCGCUCUCCGCAGAGACGCUGGCGCCGCCGCUGCGCCGCCCCUGGGACCCGGCCACCCACAUCAUCUCCCAGCAUAACCUGCGGCGCCUUCCCAACAACCCGCUGCUGGUUCUGGUACCGUCGUCGCCGUGCCAUGGCUCGGACGCCAGCCGUCCCGGCUUCGGCACCGGCCGGCUCGACUUCUGGCAAGGUGGUCGCCAUCAGCGUGUUCGAGGGCGGCGCGCCGAGCCGCGGCAUCACCGUCAGCGAGAGCCUGUCGCACAUCAUGGCCAUGAGCCGGAGUCAGGUAGCCGAGCUGCGGCGGCCCGGCCGGCCGCUGGUCCUGCUCGGCCGGCCUGGUGGCCGCCCACUUGGCGCUGGUCGAGCCCGUCACCGGACGACCCACUGCUCGAGUCGCGCACGCCCACCCUGCUGCUGGUGGGCCAGUCGGCCAGCGGCGCGGCGCCGCACGAGCUGGAGCUGAUGCGCGACCGGAUGCGUGCCAAGACCGGCCUGGUGGUGGUGGGCGGCGCCGACCGCCGCCUGCUCGUCAACCGGCACGAGCGGCAGCGCGAGGGCCUGACGCAGAGCAUGGUGGACCGCGCAGUCAUGGAGGAGGUUUCUGAGUUCCUGACCAACAUCCUGACGCAGCAGCUGGACGGCACGCUGCCCGUGUUCCCGCGGCUGCCGACUCCGCCACUCUGCCGCGAAGACGCGGUGCUGAGGAACCUGGCGCGCGAGCGGCGGCGGCGGCCGGUCGGCCCGGCCAAACACCGUGCCAGGCCGACCAGGAGCGGGCGUCCGAGGAGCCGGCCGCGCCCGCCCAUCAUCGACCUGAUCCAGGAGGCGGGCAGCGGUACGCCCGAGCCCGAGCCGUUCCCGUUGCCGGCUGGCGUCCGCCCGGCGCCCGGCUGCCGGCUCCGAGUCACUCAGAGUCUGGACGGCGGCCGCUUCAGGCGCAGCCGAGGUACACCGCCGUUCGCCGCCGUGCGCUGA
Messenger RNA from Pollicipes pollicipes, 1053 nucleotides. Its product is annotated as KAT8 regulatory NSL complex subunit 3. Bases 1 to 1053 code for a protein of 350 amino acids. The transcript is spliced from 9 exons. Gene Ontology annotation, cellular component: NSL complex. Gene Ontology annotation, biological process: positive regulation of transcription by RNA polymerase II. Lineage: Eukaryota; Metazoa; Arthropoda; Thecostraca; Pollicipedomorpha; Pollicipedidae. The record is from RefSeq and is a predicted model, not a curated record.